CACGUAAUGUAAACACUCAACGAGUGAUUCAUUGAAUGAAUGCAUGCAUUGAAUAGUGUUGUGAUUUGUAUGAACUGAUUGUCACCGAAACACUUCCCACACCACCGAUUGUCACCCCAUUGUAUGUGUCUGUAGUUUAUGCUAUUAUUGGUGUAGUCUGUGAGUGAUGUCUGUGGCCAACGGCGACGACCAUUUGGAUGGACCAGAAUGUGGUGACACCGAUGCCAUCAUCGCUGACAUCAACCAUAUUAAUGAUAACACCGCCGAUGAUGAGGACAAUGGAUGGAUCUUAGAGUUAGAGUCAGCACUUCUGGCCGAUUGUGAUCUCAAUAUCAUUAAGAAGAUAACGAACCAGAAGUUGGUUCCCAAUCGCAUGCGAUACGAGUUCUGGCAGGUUUGCCUGGGAAUCAAAGGCAGACACAAAGUGUUGUCCGAUAUCUUUGAUCUGCCGGAACAGUCGCUCAUUAGAUCCGAUUGUCAGCAAUUGGUGGACAAGUUUGCCAACUCUGACGACACGGAACGGGUGUCCAUUCGGUCGGGCGUCGAGACAAUUAUCACGAAUUUCGCGAAACUAAAUGAUGUGCAAUACGUGGCCGAUAACGGAUGGCUCGAGAUAUUGGAACCGCUGUUGACGCUGAAGCUGAAGACCGAGGACUUGUUUAAAGUGUUUGAAUCGAUUCAAUUGAAAUAUAUCCCCAAAUGUUACAAUUGUCGCGAUUUCGGACAUAAGGACCAGUCGUUCAACUUCUUGCGACUUCUACUCCAAUAUCAUGAGCCGGAGCUCUGUUCCUAUUUAGACACUCUUAAGAUUACGCCCGACCUCUACGCCAAUACAUGGCGCUAA
Molecule: messenger RNA, 844 nt
Organism: Oppiella nova
Lineage: Eukaryota; Metazoa; Arthropoda; Arachnida; Sarcoptiformes; Oppiidae
Source: the annotation of a GenBank genome assembly